GUGAAUUUUGUUUUAAUCACUUCGUGGUGAGGUCAUAUCCGUUGGCCAUACUGCUAGUUGAUCCUCUCGGUUUCCGUGAUUAAUUCGAUGAUGGGAAGACGCAAUUCUGAGAAUAAUGACCGUCGAACUGAACAAUUCCGCAAACUGUUUAUAGGAGGUCUGACUCCUCUCACUACAGAAGCCAAGUUGAAGGACUUUUACUCACAAUGGGGAGAGAUUGUGGACGUAGUGGUGAUGAAAGAUAGUCGUACAAACCGUUCUAGAGGUUUUGGAUUUAUAACAUACAAGGAACCAGAGAUGGUGGAUGCUGCCCAAGCUAACAGGCCACAUGAGAUUGAUGGCAAGACAGUAGAGGCUAAACGAGCGAUGCCACGUGAAGAUUCCAACAGUCCUGAGUCUCACAUGACGGUGACUAAACUCUUCGUUGGCGGAUUGAAGAAGGAUGUAACUCAAGAGGAACUGCGUGAAUAUUUCAGCAAGUAUGGCAAUAUCACCGAGUGUGAAGUGGUUUCCUGGAAGGAAACGGGCGAGUCACGUGGUUUUGGUUUCGUCACGUUCGAUGACUACGACCCUGUUGACAAGGCUAUCUUGUACAAGCCCCAUCACAUAGGCUCCAGCAGAGCAGAUGUCAAGAAAGCCCUCAGUAAAGAGCAAAUCAAUACAAUGAAAAAGAAGCAGGAGUCCAGGAAUGACUAUAAUAACAACUAUGGUGGCGGUGGCUAUGGCCCAAUGGGUGGUGGUGGUGGCUACGGCGGAUACGAAGGAGGCUAUGGAGGAUCUUACGGAGGUGGUCCUUAUGGUGGAUAUGGUGCGAAUGGCGGAGGUGGUGGUGGCUACGGUGGCGGUGGUUAUGGAGGCGGCUGGGGUCACAACCACAUGAAUGGGGAUGGCCCAGGUUGGGGUCAAGGAGGAAUGGGUGAUGGAUUUGGUCACUACGGAAACCAGCAGAACUAUGCCGGCGGUCCGAUGCGAGGCGGUCCACCGGGUGGCGGCUACCAACGGAAUGCUCCCUACGGAGGGGGCUAUGGCCGUCGUUAG
Molecule: messenger RNA, 1038 nt
Organism: Trichobilharzia szidati
Lineage: Eukaryota; Metazoa; Platyhelminthes; Trematoda; Strigeidida; Schistosomatidae
Source: the annotation of a GenBank genome assembly